Leptopilina heterotoma is the source of this 1578-nucleotide messenger RNA. Its product is annotated as organic solute transporter subunit alpha-like. The record is from RefSeq and is a predicted model, not a curated record. The transcript has 6 exons. Lineage: Eukaryota; Metazoa; Arthropoda; Insecta; Hymenoptera; Figitidae. Gene Ontology annotation, biological process: transport. The coding region runs from base 120 to 1163 and encodes 347 amino acids. Gene Ontology annotation, molecular function: transporter activity.
UCGAUUCAAACGCGUUUAGUAACUAUAGUCAAGAAGCCUUUAAUUUAUUUUUCCAACAAGAAAAAUCGAAUAGAAAUUUUUACAUAAACAGUGCAUUUUAAAUUUAAAAAAACCACAAUAUGACCAUGGACAGUAUAAUAGACAAAAUGCAUCGUUCAAAAAUGAAGGAAUUUGAUUGGAGAGUUCAUGUUUCAUGUGAUGAAGAUAUUAUGCCAAGCACUGAGCAAAUACCUGGAAGUUUAGGAUCUUUUGGUAUUGGACUAAUAAUAAUUUCUACACUGAUAACAUUAGUUACAAUGUAUCUAUCAAUUGAUGCUAUUUAUAAAAUAUUUUUUCAAAAUCAAACGAGGUCGUAUAAAAAAAAUAGCGCUAUUAUACUGUCUGUUUAUCCAGUUGCCAGUAUUUGCAGUUUACUGGCUUUAGCCAUUCCCAGGGCUCAGGUGCUGUCAGAAGCAUUGACUCAAAUCACCUUAACGAUCGCGUUAUACAGUCUGUAUCUCGUUCUAAUCGACGUUGGUCGUCGAAAGAUCACGAAGGCACCACCAUUAAUGCUAAAUGUCCUGCCAUGUUGCUGCUGGCCCUGUCUGCCCUUUCCAAUUCUUCAAAUGACCGAGGCUAAUUUGUCCUGGCUUCGGAUUUUUGUCCUGCAACUUCCUAUCGUUCAGACAUUGGUCUACGUAAUCACUCUUUAUAUGGCAAUGGAGGAAGCAAUUCUUGUGACAAGAUACAGUAUUUUUCUACAAACAUUUGCCGUAAUUAGUAUACUUCUGGGAAUAUAUGGACUGACCAUUACCACCAGGAGUUUAGAGGAAGCAGCCCCAGGGACCAAUUUGAGACGUAAGACUGUUGUAACUCAGAUGGUGUUGCUGUUUUCCAAGUUGCAGGGAUUUAUCAUCAAAAGCGUGGCAAAUUGGACGUCGCUCUUCCCUUGUAACCCUCCUCUUUCACCGAACGCCUACGCCAGUGUUACGUAUAACGCACUGAUGGUAAUCGAAAUGUUGAUGCUUUGCUACGCGGCUCGGCUGAUAUACAUCGAGGACGAUGAGAGAGAUGAUGAUGCCUCUGCUGCGACAGAUCGUACCAAAGAUAAUAAUCCAGGACUGGUGGGUGUGACUAACAACAACGACCAACUUCCUGUACAACUAGCUGCUUCCACUGCCUAAGGGCACGACACCUUAUGUCCCCCCUUAUCUAUAAUACGAAAAGGGAAUAUAAUUUCAAUUUUUAUCGUUAUCGAAUGGAAAUGAUGGAAUUCAUCAAUUCAUAAAGAAGACUCCAAGUGGAGGGCGCAUGACAUGGGACAGGGAGACGUUCUGCGUGGGUAUACCUGAAUAAAUUCUCCUUCAUCUGAUGAAAACCUUUCUUUCAUCAGCAAUUAUCCUCGACUCUGCUGAAUUCAUUAAAAACUGUUCUCAUAUACGAAAAGACCAAAAUUAGAUAUCGUCUCUUUUUCAUGGGGGUUAGGCCUCAUUGAAUUUUAAUUUAUUUGUUGAAAAUUAUCGUUUGCAAAAAGAUUGUUUUUAUUUAUUCUUUUAUGAUUUUUGUUCUUUUCUCCCUAAAUUUGAAUCAGUAAAAAUG